AUGAAAGUACCACAUAUCCCAAUUAAAUGGCUUAUGUUGGCCUCCCUCCUACUGCGAAUAGCAUUCUUCGCAUUCGGAUUAUACCAAGAUGCCACAAUGGAGGUCAAGUACACGGAUAUCGAUUACUACGUGUUUACCGACGCUUCGAAAUACGUGCUCGAGGGAAAAUCACCGUAUUUACGUGAGACUUACAGAUACACUCCGUUAUUGGCACAAUUGCUUGUGCCGUGCCAUAUAUGGUGGUUUUCGUUCGGAAAGUUGGUGUUCGUGGUGUGCGAUCUGAUCACGGGCUGGAUCCUGUGUGAUUUGACUGGCGAGAGCAAAAGAGCAGUGGUAUCGAUUUGCUGGCUUCUGAAUCCAAUGGUAAUCACCAUUAGCACGAGAGGAAGCUCCGAGAGUCUGUUGACGGUGGUGGUUCUGGGAUCCAUUUGGCUGUGGAAAAGAGGCAGGCCUAUUGGUUCAGGUUUGCUUCUGGGAUUGGCUAUCCACUUGAAAAUAUACCCACUUAUCUACGUGCCAACAUUGUUGCUGUCGCAGAGCAGACUUGUGAGUUGGCCGAAUUUCCGAUUCUCUGCCUCGGUUGGGGUUUCUUUCGUGUCGCUUGGUGUUGCCAUGUACUGGAUGUAUGGAUGGGAGUUCUUGGAACAUUCCUAUCUCUAUCACUGGGGCAGAAUUGACCACAGACACAACUUUUCGCUGUAUAACCAAUUGAUGUACCACGUGUCGAGUGGCCAGGUCCAGGCUUCCUGGGAAAAGCUCAUCAGUUUCGUUCCGCAGUUGGGCUUGUCGAUGGUGGUGCUGCCUUUAUGGUUCUGGUAUAACGGGAUGGAUAUGGGAACUACGCUAUUUCUACAGACUUUCACAUUUGUCACAUUCAACAAGGUCAUUACGUCGCAAUAUUUCAUUUGGUACUUAUGUCUCUUGCCAUUGUUGCUUGAAAACACAGAUUUGACUAAAUGGCAGGGAGUCCAGAUGACUGUGGUGUGGGUAUUAUCGCAAGGCAUAUGGUUGCUGUUUGGAUACAAACUGGAGUUCCAGGGCCUUCCAGUUUUCAGAGAACUGUUCUUGAGUUCGUUGGUGUUCUUUCUGGCUCAAAUAUACAUCAUUGGCCAGCUUGUAAAGCACGCCAUACCUGUCCAGCAUUUGAAGAAGGAGUGA
Messenger RNA from Kuraishia capsulata CBS 1993, 1158 nucleotides. RefSeq lists its product as uncharacterized. Gene Ontology annotation, biological process: GPI anchor biosynthetic process. Gene Ontology annotation, cellular component: membrane; glycosylphosphatidylinositol-mannosyltransferase I complex. NCBI's taxonomy places the organism in Eukaryota, Fungi, Ascomycota, Pichiomycetes, Pichiales, Pichiaceae. Bases 1 to 1158 code for a protein of 385 amino acids. The transcript has a single exon. The record is from RefSeq and is a predicted model, not a curated record. Gene Ontology annotation, molecular function: GPI mannosyltransferase activity; alpha-1,4-mannosyltransferase activity.